Molecule: messenger RNA, 773 nt
Organism: Salvia splendens (bonfire salvia)
Lineage: Eukaryota; Viridiplantae; Streptophyta; Magnoliopsida; Lamiales; Lamiaceae
Product: probable prefoldin subunit 5
Exons: 4
Coding region: 38-484 (148 amino acids)
Biological process (GO): RNA polymerase I assembly; protein folding; RNA polymerase II core complex assembly
Cellular component (GO): prefoldin complex; cytoplasm
Source: RefSeq, a predicted model, not a curated record
AGAAGAAAUUCAAUUCAAUUCGCAGCGGCGAGAAAAAAUGGCGGCGACACCGCGCAUGGAGCUGGAGAAGAUGAGCGUGGAGCACCUGAGGGGUUUGAAGGAGCAGGUCGACAUGGAGGUCAAUCUACUCCAGGACAGCCUCAACAACCUCCGCUCCGCCAAUUCCCGCCUCGAGAUCGCCUCCGCCGCCCUCCACGAUCUCUCCGUCCGCCCCAAAGGGAAGAAGAUGCUGGUGCCGUUGACGGCGUCGCUAUACGUGCCGGGGAAGCUGGAUGACGCGGAGAAGGUUUUGGUGGACGUAGGCACCGGUUACUUCAUUGAGAAAACUAUGGUAGAAGGCAAAGAUUAUUGCGAGCGCAAAAUUGCUCUGCUGAAGUCGAAUUAUGACCAACUUCUCGAGGUGACCGCCAAAAAGAGAAGUAUAGCAGACGAAGCAGGAGCUAUUUUACAAGCAAAGUUGAAGCAGUUGGCCCCCUCACAGUAAUUGUGUUUUAGUUUUUAACAUUUUAGUACUUGCUAUAUUUGCAUUUGUGUUGACAAGAAGAGGAUUUGAAAGGGUUUUAUAAACUCGUUUGUUGUGCUCUUGAUAUGUAUAAUUUCGUCCUCAUCUAUCUCAGCUGCAGCCGUUGGAUCGGUUUCAGUUUCAGCCCGAGAACUUCUCUAGUUCCUCUUUUGGGUGUGUAACACCCCUACUUGAUUUUGCUCCCAAAGACAUGAUCUUGUAUUGAAUUCUCUUUAAAACGUGGCCUACAAAUUAUUUGAAAGUUUUCUUA